Messenger RNA from Saccostrea echinata, 5084 nucleotides. Its product is annotated as uridine-cytidine kinase 2-like. The transcript has 7 exons. Bases 76 to 918 code for a protein of 280 amino acids. NCBI's taxonomy places the organism in Eukaryota, Metazoa, Mollusca, Bivalvia, Ostreida, Ostreidae. Gene Ontology annotation, molecular function: kinase activity; ATP binding. The record is from RefSeq and is a predicted model, not a curated record. Gene Ontology annotation, cellular component: cytoplasm; cytosol.
UGCGUCAUGUGUCUUGACUUGUUUAAAAAUCUUUUUUAAUUAGCCUACAACUCAAAAAAAUUCGACGACUCAGUUAUGAUAUUUCGUCAAAAAAUAUUAAAUUGUUGUAGAUAUUUUGCAACAAACUUCAAAUUGCAGAUGAUGGCUUCAGCACACACUUCUGAGACGAAUGGACAGAGAAAGAAUGGAUUCGAAAGAGACAGAGUUCCAAGACCUUUUGUUAUUGGUGUAGCUGGUGGCACUGCCUCUGGAAAAUCCUCUGUGUGUGCCAAAAUCAUGCAGCAGCUGGGUCAGGAUGAUGUGGAUCACCGACAGAGACAGGUCGUUAUAAUAAAUCAAGACACAUUUUACCGUCCUCUCACACCUGAAGAGAACAUAAGAGCAUUGAAGGGAGAGUUCAACUUUGAUCAUCCAGAUGCUUUUGACUAUGAUUUUAUGUCACAGACAUUAAAGGAUCUUGUAGCUGGUAAAGCAGUGAAAUUACCUCAAUAUAACUAUGUGACAAAUGCCAGAAAUGAGGAAUGGCAUACUGUAUACCCUGCUGAUGUUGUUCUGUUUGAGGGCAUCUUAGUGUUUUAUUUCAAAGAACUUAGAGAUAUGUAUCACAUGAAGCUUUUUGUGGACACAGAUCCAGACACAAGAUUAUCCAGAAGAGUAUUAAGAGACACAAAAGAGAGAGGGAGGGACAUAGAGAAUAUACUACAUCAGUAUACUACCUUAGUGAAGCCAGCUUUUGAAGAAUUUUGUCUCCCAACAAAAAAAUAUGCUGAUGUUAUAAUACCCAGAGGAGCUGAUAAUACAGUGGCAAUUGAUUUAAUUGUGCAGCACAUUCAAGAGUUACUGCGCCCUUCUAAAAGCAUGGUCAGUGCCAAAAGACCGCGUCACAACUCAGACUCCUUUGUUGGCAGACCACAUUAGGAUUUCAGACUGUGACCAUCCAAAAAAAUGCAGUCCAGAAAAGUUCAGUGACAAGUUAUAUUGGUCUACUCAUAACUAUUGGCAAGUUAAUGAGAGAUUUUUAACAACUUAUUAUCAUGUACAUUCACUGCCAUUUUCUAGCAUGGACUGGAAAUAAUUUUUCUCUAGACAAAUAUUUUGUUUCAUAUAUUUUAAUGUAAAGAUGUUCAACAUAAUUAGGUCUUUGCAUCAAAUGUUAGGGACUUAUGGUAAUCACCAUGUCUGUCUACCUGUAAUGAUGUAAGCUGAGUAUUUUUCAACUACAGACUUCAUUUUUGUCACAUAAGUUGAGAAGGGUUAGGGGAAGACUCCUAUAUAUUUCUGUGAUACUAUUUCACCACUAUGUUUUAUGGGUGACUUGGUUGUUUUUUUUUAAACCUUAUUACAAUUUCACUGUAUAGGUGAAAAAUGGUUCGGGGAAGAAACUUACAGAUUUAAUGUCAUUUAGUCAAAGGACAAAAAACUGGCCCCAGGAUCAUGAAACAUCUUAAGCUUUUGUUGAAAACUUAAUAUAUGUAGUGUGAUGAACAACAGUCCAAAAUAAACUGCCCUUCAACCUUACAUAAUUAAACUGCUGUUGUCUGCAGAUUUAGGAUUUCAGUUUUAUAAGUAAUAAAUAUUUUACAGAUGAUUGAAUCAUGACAAGUCUAAAGUCUAUUUCAUGAUCCUGGCUGGGGCCUUAUUUUCUAAGACUAUACAAUUUAAAAUACACUAGCUGUCAUGUGACACCAAAACUUUAAAAUAGAUCAGCUACAGAUUUUCAUACAUAGCUGGAAGAAUGUAAGAAAGAGGCCUUUAGAUUUUCAUAUGACCUGAAUGCUAUCAGUUCCCAUUAUAGUUAGCUGAAUAGAUUUAAAUGAGUGUCAAUAUAAAGCAUCUUUUGGUAAUAUAAAGAGGAACAAAAGAGUUCCAUUUUCUAAGAAUCAUGGAGUGUCUCCAAAAUUGUAAAAAUUCAUCUCACAUGGAUCCAGUCAAAUAUGGGGCAAAAUACGAUGAACAUGUAGGUCACAUGUUGAGAAGCUCUUUUUUCAAUGGCCCAGUGAUGUUUUACAUUAUAUGUCAGAAUGUAAAACUGUUACUGUGUAUUAAAUACAUGUAUAACAAAGGAGAUGAAUGAACAAGGUGUGCAAAAUGCCUAUAGCUUUAAAAAUAUAAAACUCAUACUUUGAAAUUACUAAUUAUGCCCCCCUUCAAAGAAGGGAGGGCAUAUUGCUUUGCUGCUGACUGUCAGUCGGUCUGUCAGUCCACCAACAGUUUCCAUUCAUUUUCUUCACAGAGGUUGCACAUACUCUAAUAAAUUUGAUAUACAGAUUUAUCAUAAAAAAUAUCUAGGUCAAGUUCUGAUUUGGGUACGAUCAAGCAAUUUUUGACAGAGUUAUGCCCCUUGGAUGUGAAAAAUUCCAAUUAUUUGCAGUUUCCGUUCAUUUUCUUCGCAGAGGUUGCACGUACUGAAAUGAAAUUUGGUAUACAGAUUUUUCAUAAGAAUAUCUAGGUUACGUUCUCUUUUGGGUACAAAUGAGCAAUUUUUGACAGAGUUAUGCCCCUAGGACUUUGAAAAAUUCUGAUUGUUUGCAGUUUCUAUUCAUUUUCUUCACAGAGUUGCACAUACUGAAAUGAAAUUUGGUAUCCAGAUUUAUCAUAAGAAUGUCUAGGUUAAAUUCUGUUUUGGAUACGAUCGAGCAAUUUUUGACAGAGUUAUACCCCUUGGACUUUGAAAAAUUCCAAUUGUUUUUGGGGGGGGGAUAAGUGUUUCACAAACAUCUCGUUUUCAUGGGGGUUUAAUUUUCAUUGUUUUUGAGGCAUGAUGAGACCCACUUAUUCAUUUGUCUACGUAUUGUAAAUUUUCAAAUAUAUAACAACUUGGCACUUCUUCUGACAUCUUUUACAGUACUCAUUUUUAGCUCACCUGAGCUGAAAGCUCAAGUGAGCUUUUCUGAUCACCCAUUGUCCAUCCAUCCAUCUGUCCCUCCGUCUGUAAACUUUUCACAUUUUCAACUUCUUCUCAAGAACCACUGGGCCAAUUUUAACCAAAAUUGGUACAAUUGGUUCAAAUUGUUAAGUUUUGUUUAAAUGAAGGGACAAACCCCCUUACAAGGGGAGAUAAUCAAGAAAAGACAAAAAUAGGGUGGGACCAUUAAAAAAUCUUCUUCUCAAGAACCACUGGGCUAGAAAAGCUGAAACUUAUGUAGAAGCAUCUUGGGGUAGUGUAAAUUCUAAUUUAUUAAAAUCAUGACCCCUGGGGGUAGGGCAGGGCCACAAUAGGAAAUCCAAGUUUUACAUUGAAAUACAUUAGGAAAAAUCUUUUACAAUCUUCUCAAGAACCAAUGGGCUAGAAAUGCUGAAACUUGUGUAUCCUUGGGUAGUGUAGUUUCUAAAUUGUUAAAAUCAUGACCUUGGGGCUAGGGUGGGGCCACAAAAGGUAUUACAAGGGGGCAAAGUCUGGUGAAAACCACAGGGCCAAAGAUACUCAGGUGAGCGUUGUGGCCUCUUGUUUGAAGAUAUGAUCAUUUCUGCCCUCUUUAAUUUCAAUCUUUGUGAGAUUGUUGCAAAUUGUGGAGAUUUUACAUGAAGUAAAUGUUAAUGUUAAAUGAAAAUUCAAAGAAAAUUUUAUUUUUUACACUGUAUUAUUUGUCGCACCAUAGGAAUUUUGCUUGCCUUGUUCACUCAUCUUCUUUAUGAAAAAUAUUCAUAAUUUUGGUAUUAAUAGUAGAGAAAAUUUUUUUUACUCAAACUUUUACAUGUAUGUUGAAAUUAAACUUUUACAUGUAUGUUGAACUUAACCUUUUUGCUAAACAUCAAGUUUAUUUCUUUUUAUUCACACCCUGUGUUCAGGAAAUAACAUGUGCUUGUCUUGAAAAAUAAAGUGGUUCAAGUUCAAAGACCUUGCAUGUAUAAAUUCAGUUAAAAAUUACUCUAAUCUCAAUUUGUAUACUGUACAAUGUUAUUAAUUUUGUAAGACAGGUAUAUCUGUUAAAAAUUUAUAAUGUACGUGCUGUAAUUGGCAACUAAUUUAGUUGUCAUGGUGCCUAAAAUUUUAAUUGGUGACUAAAAUCUCACCACAAGUUGCCAAUUUGGUGACCAUUUUGAAUUGACUUGGUGAUUGUUAAAUUUCAGUCAGUGCACAUGUGAACGAAUUUCAUGUUGUUUCAAUGUACACAGAGCUCAGGUAGACCAGGGCUGUGUUCAAAAUGGUAGCAGCUAUGUAGGUCUAUGUAACUGCUAUGAACAGUAAUGCUAACCUAGCCAUAGCAAGCAUUAAUUCAUACAAUGUAUUCAAUAUGACUUAGAUAUCUAACUUAGCUACAAUCUUGAACUCAGCCAAGACAAGACAGUAACUACAUGUACCCCAGGUAUCUGGUAAUUUUAGGUUCCAGAUAAUUAAUAAUUGUGAAAUGCAGUAAAUUUGAAGGGUGUUAUGGUCAAUUGUUUGUCAAUUAAAUUUUCAUUCAUUAGAGUUUCCACAUUAUUGUACAUGUAAUGGUGGGUAUGUACCAGGAUAAAAUAUUAAUCAUGUAAACAAUCUUCAAUAUAAAAAUUAUUGAAGAAGAAUACAGAUAUCCAAGUUCAUCCAAGCACAAAAAUACUCUUUCCAUUAUUUCUUUCAAAAAAAUUGAUGGUGGCACCAAAGAAAAAUUGGCCAGGCUCCUAAAAACUUGCAUUGCCCAUGGGUGGCGCUAUUUUUUUUUUUUUUUUUUUUUUUUUUUUUUUUUGAUUAGGAGCCAGCUGGUGCCUAAAUUUUAGAGGUUACUUUGAGGCCUGAUGUGUAAAAAAUCAAAGGUUACAAUCUUUCAUCCAGUCUAGGUACAUGUAUAUACUAAAUGUGCUUGCUGGUAGUGUGUAGAUCACAAAAUAUAUGUUCUUGUUUUUUUCCCCAUGUAAUGUAUAGUUUUUUGUACCGAUAACAUUUUGUGUGAUGUGGAAAUUUUUUUGAGUAUCCUGGUCAUUCAUGUUUUGUACAUGGUUUUAUCUCGGCUAUGUUUACAUCUUGUGAAUAUCAUAAUACAGUGUAUCCAUGUAACUGAAGAAAAAAAACUCUCAACACUUAUGUGUGUUCUGGUUUGUCCUUGUUAUACAUGUACAUAAAUUGUUUUAGUAGUUCCAUAGAUAAAUAAUAAAUAAUCAUUUUA